Messenger RNA from Scedosporium apiospermum, 2220 nucleotides. RefSeq lists its product as uncharacterized. The record is from RefSeq and is a predicted model, not a curated record. The transcript is spliced from 2 exons. NCBI's taxonomy places the organism in Eukaryota, Fungi, Ascomycota, Sordariomycetes, Microascales, Microascaceae. Bases 1 to 2220 code for a protein of 739 amino acids. Gene Ontology annotation, molecular function: protein binding.
AUGGCUUCGGUGACAUCGCUCGACAAGGACCUGCGCAAGUUGCGUCUGGACAAGUACACCCCGGGAGCCGCCAACGAGGCCCGCUCCUGGAUCGAAAGUAUCCUCGGCGAACGACUUCCAUCUUCCGAUCUGCUAGAAGGACUCAAGGAUGGCGUUGCGCUCUGCAAACUCGUUAAUCUCGCCAUCGGCCCACCCGGCGUUCGAUACAAGCAAUCUGCGAUGCCCUUCGUCCAGAUGGAGAACAUCUCACUCUUCCUCCGAGCCUGCCAGUCACCACCCCUCAACCUCCAAGAGCACGACGUCUUCCUCACCGUCGACUUGUACGAGCAAAAGGAUCCCGCCCAGGUAUUACAAUGCCUGGGCGCCUUCAGCCGCGCCGCCAACAAGCUGAACCCCGCCGCCUUUCCCUCCGCCAUCGGUCCCAAGCCUCGCUCCGGCGUCAUGAGCCCGCAGAGUACCGGUCCCCCUCCCCCCGUGACGCCCCUCCGCGGCAGAGGCCCGUCGAACUCGAGCAACACGUCUUCGGCCUACGGGACUCGCACCGUGAUUGCGCCUAGUAAAACGGGCGAUUCGGGUUCGGGGCGGUGGAGCCCUACGAAGAGCCCCACGAACGGCGGCUCGACUUCUCCCGGCGUCGCGGUUAGUAGCUGGAGCCGGAAGGAGCAUGAGGGCAGCACGGCGCCGGCCUGGAACAUUUCGCAGUACGGCUACAUGGGAGGCGCCAGCCAGGGAAACCUUGGCAUCGCGUUUGGUGGGAGGAGGCAGAUUACCAGCGCAGGGCCGUUCGUGCCUAGCCUCGCCGAUAAGGAGCGUAGGCGUAAGGAGAAGGAGGCCGAGGAGGAGAGGAUGAGGCGGGAGAUGGAGGAGGAAGAGAGACGGCGCCAGGCUGAGCUCGAGGCUGAAGAGGAGCGACAGAGACUGGAGGAAGAGCGCAGGUGGGAGGAGGAGACGCGUCGGUUGCGGGAGCAAGAGCGGCAAAAGGUAGAGGAGGAGAAGCGCAAGUGGGAAGAGGAGGAAAGGAUGUGGAAGAUCACGGAGGAAAAGCGGCGAAAGGAGGAGGAGGAAGCCAAGGCGCGCUUGGAAGAAGAGAGGCAGCGCACGAGAAGCCGCAGUCGAUCUGCCCUCAAGGGACAGUACCUCAGCCAGUACCAGGCCGAGCACGGCAUAUCCUCCGGGGGCGGCGACGGUGGCGGUGGGAGCGCUUAUACGGACAGGAUCAAGGAGUUGGAAAAGGAACUCGAGCUAGCCCGGCAACGCGAGCGCGAGUACGAGCGGGACAGGCAGCAGAGAAGUAGGAACCCGCAUGCCGAAGUGACGGCUGAGUCGCGGUCUAGAGCUCGAUCCCGCAGUCGUCCUCGGCCGCCGAGUCGUCAGGAUUCGUGGUCUAGGGAUCAGCGCGAAUAUUUGACGGUCUCGCCGCAGCCGCAGCACGCGCAGCGUCACAAGCCGCCGCCUCCCCAGGAGCUGCCUCAGCACCAGCAGCACCAGUUUGCGCCGCCCAAAUCUCCUCGGCCACUUCCCGAUCCUACGGCCAUCUCGUCACCCCCUCCGAAGGUGAGGACCCAUAACACCGGUGGACGUCCACUGCCCGACCCAGUAGCUUAUGCGGCUGCUUCGGCACCGGCCCCUGCCCGUUCUCCUGCGCCCGCUCCGGCUCCUGCUCCGGCACCUAUUUCGGCACCUGUUUCGGUGGCAGCUCCCGCGCCCGGGCCUCCUCUUCCCGCACGAGAACUACCAGUACCACAGCAACACCAACCCCGCCAAACUCAACCGCCACCGCCACAAGCCACGAGCAUGAACAUGAACCGUACGGACAGGUACCUCGCCACGAACCCCGCACCACCACAGCCCGUGCCAACGGCGACGUAUUCCCGCGAACUAGGCGCCACGGCCGAACGCGACGCAGAAGACAGACGCCGCGCGCAGCGGCAGACGGCCACCAAGGCAGGCGGCUGGGCGUCCAAGUCUCUGCUCGAAAGGGAGAUGGAGAUGGAGAGGCAGAGGCAGCGCGAGUGGGAGGAGGCGCAGAAGGAGACGGCCAAGGCUGUGCGCUCUGCGGACGGCGUGGAAGGUAUCGGCGGCGGAAUCGGCGGGCGGUGGGAUGUGAGUCAGUGGUCGGGCUAUACCGGGGGUGAUAGCCAGAAUAAAGUGGGGACGGGGAUCGGGGCCGGCAGGAGGCAGAUUGUGGGGCCGAGACCGUUGCCUGGGCCACCGAGGUGA